UGCACGGGCGGGCUUCUACCUAGUUACCUAGGGGUUUUUGUCGGUUUUUCUUUUCUUGGUCAUGAUACAGGCACGAUAUGAUAAAGUAAAUGAAAUGGGGGACAUGGCACGGUUGGGACACGACAUACUAUACAUACAUUUACACAUUUGGACACAUAUACACAACUCAUCGGGUGGGUUUUUUGUUGUUGCUUGGAUAUAGGGUUGGACUUGUAAUUGCACCAAUGAAUGCAGGACUGAUUUUUUUUUUCCAUGUAGUGCCAUUUCAUUGGCGUCCUUGUUCUUGUUGGUUUUCUUUUAUUUACAUCCGGUUAUUCACUCUACCCCUAUUCCACCAAUGACAAAAGAAUACACACAAUGGCACAUCUACUUCGC
Lasiosphaeria miniovina is the source of this 375-nucleotide messenger RNA. RefSeq lists its product as uncharacterized. The transcript has a single exon. Lineage: Eukaryota; Fungi; Ascomycota; Sordariomycetes; Sordariales; Lasiosphaeriaceae. Bases 90 to 341 code for a protein of 83 amino acids. The record is from RefSeq and is a predicted model, not a curated record.